AUGAAGGAAGGCUAAAAUAUAAAAGUUGUUGCUAGAUUAAGGCCACUCAACUCGCUUGAAAUGUAACAAGGAGGGGAAUGCUGUGUUACAUAUAACGAUAAAUAAAUUACUGUCACAGUAUGAGAUCUGAGUCUAUCAAUUAAUUUAGGUUGGCACCAAUGAUAAACAAGAUUUUACAUUCGAUCGCAUAUUUGGACCAGAUUCAGAAUAAGCAGAUGUAUUUGAGGAAGUAGGAAGACCCAUUUUAGAUAGUGUGAUGAAUGGCUAUAAUGGAACUAUUUUUGCAUAUGGCUAAACUUCAUCAGGAAAAACAUUUACGAUGGAAGUAUUAUACAUAAUUAAAAUAUGUAGGGCCCAGAUAAUCCCAAUGAAAGGACUAAAGGAUUAAUACCAAGAGUCAUGACUGAAUUAUUCGAUGUUGUGCAUAGCAAAUCCGAUGAUUUGAUAUAUAUAGUAAAGGUGUCGUUUUUGGAGAUUUACAACGAGAAAAUAAUGGAUUUAUUAGAUACUAACAAAACAAACUUAAAAAUAAAGGAAGAUAGACUAAGAGGAAUUUUUGUAUAGAAUCUCACUGAGAUUAAAGUUGAAUCUCCAGAAGAAAUGAAAUAAGUGAUGUUGACAGGGUCAAACAAUAGAACUAUAGCUGCUACCAGAAUGAAUGAAAGAUCCUCCAGAUCCCAUUCUUUAUUCCAAAUUUAAGUGAGUGAAAAAAAUAUAAAAACAGAUUCUAGUAAACUCAGCAAGUUGUACUUUGUGGAUUUGGCAGGAUCAGAAAAAGUAGCAAAAACUAAUGUUUCUGGUUAACAACUAGAAGAAGCAAAGAAUAUUAAUAAAUCAUUAACUUGUUUAGGUAUGGUUAUUAAUGCUUUGACUUCUGAUAAAAAGGAACAUAUACCCUAUAGAGACUCUAAAUUAACCAGAAUUUUAAGCGAAUCACUUGGAGGGAAUGCAAAAACCACUUUAGUAGUGGCUUGUUCAAUGUGUUCGUAUAAUGAUAAAGAAACAUUGAGUACCUUAAGAUUUGGAGCAAGGGCCAAAGCUAUCAAAAAUAAACCUACUAUUAAUGCAGAGAAAAGUGCUAAGGAAUUGCAAGCCUUGCUAGAUAUUGCUGAGCAAAAAAUAUUAGAAUAGGAUGAAAUUAUAAAUAAAUUAAUGGAGAAAGUAGAGAACAACAACACUUCAGUUUCCUUUGAUAAGGGGAAUUCAAAUUAUGGAUCUUAAUAAAAUAUAACUUAAUCUAAAUAACAUUCUUCUCUAUAAUUAUUAAAAGAACAUAAAUUAGUUGUAAAUUUAUAAGAAGAAUUAGAAUUUCAAAAAACAGAAAUGGCUGCUCUUUAAAUUAAUUAUUAAAGUAGAAUUGAUGAGUUAUAAGAUAAAAUUGUAAAAUAGAAGUUCAAUGAUGAACAUUUAAAAUAAUAAUUGUCUGAAUGCCUAAAAAAUAAUUAAAAGUUCAUUUUUGAAAAUGAAUAAUUAAAAACUCAAAUAUUAGAGAAUGAAUAAAAAUUGUUUGAUUUUCGUAGGGCUCUCUCCUCAACCAAGCAAGAUUUGGAUUUCUUCCUUGCUAAUCUCAAUCUCAAGAAUUAAUUCAAUUAUUGUCCUUCAGAUUCAGAAUCAACAAAGGACAUAUUCAUGACUGAACAAUAUGACAAGGAUAUUGAGGAAAGAACAUUCCAAAGCAUAAUUAAUUUCACAGAAACACUAACAAAAUUAGAUUCAGUUCUAACAAAGGAUCUUAGUUCAGAUUAAGUAGUUACUCAAUUAGCAAACUCAUAGAACAAGAAAAAGAAUGUAUCAUUUCAAUUAGAUUCCUAACCUCCAUCACCAAAAUCCAAUAAAUUAUUAGAUAUUGAUAAUUUCUCAUUUUAAACAGACGAAGAUGAAUUAAACAUUAAAUUUGAUGAAAAUGAAUAAACUUUAAUAAAAUCAACUUAAGAAAAUGAGGAGAUAUCUGACGUUGAAAAAUUAUUGGCCAUGCUUGGGGAUAAAAUGGAAGAUCCACAUGUGCUCUAUCAAAUACAGGAAGUGAUGUCCAAAUUAAGGAGAUAACUUUAAAUUGAAUAAGAAAAGGUUCAGGAAAUAUAUUAAAUCAUGGUUACAGUUAAAGAUUAGUUUUCCAUGUAUCAAAUAAAAGAAAGAGAGAAAUUGUAAAAGUUGAAACUAUCUUAUACUUAAAAAAAGAGCGAAAUGGCUUAAUCGAAAUAGAAUCUUGAAAAAUAAUUAGUAAAUUUUGUUGAUUUAAAAAUUUUAGGAAGAUUUAACUAUUGAUUUUCAGAAAUAUAAGUAUGACUCAGAGAAAUAAUAAUAAUUUCUAACUUAAAUUAAUCAGCAAUUGAUGUUUACUUUAGAGACCCAAAAAUCUUAGUAUUAUAUCAUUCUUAUUUUUUAUAUUGUAACAACAGGAAAGUUCAUCUUUUAAUCCUCUCUCCAGAGAAUACCAACUAGAAUGUACUGUCAAGUAGUUGAUGCAAGAAAGGAAUGAAAUGCACAAUUCAUUAUUAUAAACGAGAUAAUAGUUGGAAAAUGCCAUCAAAUAAAAAAACUCCUAGGCUGAAGAAAUUAUUAAGUUGCAAAAGAAAAUCGAUACCAUCGAACUGUAAUAGUAACAUAAGAAGCUCUAGGAAUAAGAUUUCUUUCGACAGUAAUUCCAAAGGGGAUUCAGUAGAGAUACAAAAAAAAGUACCUUAGAGGCUUAAGGAUGGAGUUUCGACUAAAUUAUUAAAGAUGAUCAUGCAAGGAACAUUGCAAGAUUAGAAACAGUUUUAGGAUAUUCUGAAUUAGAAACAAUCUAAACAGGAGCCUGUGUAGGAAAAGCAAGCCUAAUAAUAGAUGAGUUUUAGGUAAUUUUCAUGCUAUAAUACAGAAAAUAUAUAACAUAAGCAGUCAGUAAUAAAGAAAUGAAUCGGAGUUUGAUGAUCUCAGUCCAGUCAUUGGUACACGCACCAUAAUUUCAAAAGAAAUUGGAGAAUGCUAAGGAAAAAAUACAGAGAUAUUCGAUUAACCUAAAUAAUAAUCAGAAUAAAUAAGCAUAGCAUUAGACGUAAUAUUUAAAUUAAUGGAAGGAAUUUCACGAAUAACUAGUCGAUGACAUUGGAACGACCCCUUUUAGAAGAAUUCUAAGAAAGUUACUCUCCUGAUUGA
Messenger RNA from Paramecium octaurelia, 3138 nucleotides. The record is from the annotation of a GenBank genome assembly. Lineage: Eukaryota; Ciliophora; Oligohymenophorea; Peniculida; Parameciidae.